Cebus imitator (Panamanian white-faced capuchin) is the source of this 1344-nucleotide messenger RNA. It is a transcript of the gene CUNH21orf140, whose product is annotated as family with sequence similarity 243 member A. The transcript has a single exon. The record is from RefSeq and is a predicted model, not a curated record. NCBI's taxonomy places the organism in Eukaryota, Metazoa, Chordata, Mammalia, Primates, Cebidae. Gene Ontology annotation, molecular function: nucleic acid binding. The coding region runs from base 430 to 1185 and encodes 251 amino acids.
UGGCACAAAUUCUGUGCAUACACAGACACACAACAUGUAGGUCCAGGACUCCCUGGGCGUGUUGUGACUAUACCCCUGGUGCCAAGCACAAUGCCUGGUGUAUAGCAGGUGCUCAGUAACUGUUUUUGAAAUGGACAUUUCUCUCCACCUUAAGCCAAACCAGUAGACUCACUGCUACUAAGAGAUUGCAAACCUCUGUCUCAGACCUUUGCAGAAGUGAUGCCAAAGUAGCAUUUUGUGGGUAGCAUCAGCAAUUCCCAGAUUUUAUGGGUCAGCGGGAGUUAGUUCUUCAUGAUGCCUUGAAACCUGAAGUGUAUCUGUGGGACUGGCACAGCUGUAAGAAAGCCCUUUAUGAGGUCAUCAUCCCCCACUUGCCAUCUUUCUCCAAAUGCAGACAUGCAAGCUUUUAAAAACACUUGAGAAGCUACCAUGCCUCGCUUUGCAAACCCUCUUUUCAGAAACAUCAUUAACAGAAGUCAAUUUGAUGGCAUCAAGAGGACACAAUGCCUCCAAUAUCUGAAAACCCUGAGAACACUGCAAUAUGAUGGAUUUAAGACCAUAUAUUUUGGGGAAACCAGUAUCCCAGAAAGUCUCGUAACUGGGGAAGAUGUUAGUGAUGGACAUUACAUGCAAACCCCAAGCUGGUGUAUUGUUCACGCUGGGGGUAGUCAGGGAUGGGUGCCUUGGCAAUAUCGGAUGUUCCUAAGAGAUGAGCUGUGUGUCAAACAAGAAGACAGCCUCUUCUCUGAGUUCUGUGACGUGGUGAGGAAGGCCUAUGGAAAGUGUGUUAUCGUGGUCAAAGAAAGAAGGCAGCAGGAAGAGCAGAGGCCAAAGGAAGACAGAGAAGCUGAGGGCCAGUUCUGUAUCCCUGCAGUCAUUAACUUAGCAAACACUGUGUGUUGCCCAGAGGUGGCCAAGUCCUGUGGCCAUGAACUACUCUCUCUGCCUCCGCCCUGCAAUUACCUGAAUCCUUUAGACUCAGCCUGGUCUUGUCUGAAAUGGUUUAUCUUCAAUAACAGAAAAGAGUUUUGUUUGCAGUCCAUUGAUGACGUCUGUUCUUACCAAUAUAUACUUUUCAGCAGUUUAAUUACCGAAGGGAUUGAAAGGAUAAACCCAAGCAAGUGGAGAACUUUAAGUAGCAGAGUACGGAGAUGGGAAAACCACUAUCUUGGGAAAUGUUCUUAAGGGUGAUUCCUCCAACAAACAGUGAGGCUGCUGUGUGUCGGAUUCCACACCACUGCAGCCAGGCAGACUUCAACAGCGCCCUCACGCCGCAAGAACUGAGCGGUUCCUAAGGAUGUUGGCAAAGCACUUUUUCUAGAAGUUUCAUUAAAAUUUGUUGGU